Molecule: messenger RNA, 5103 nt
Organism: Limanda limanda (common dab)
Lineage: Eukaryota; Metazoa; Chordata; Actinopteri; Pleuronectiformes; Pleuronectidae
Product: rho GTPase-activating protein 40
Exons: 15
Coding region: 1-2019 (672 amino acids)
Biological process (GO): signal transduction; regulation of actin filament polymerization; regulation of small GTPase mediated signal transduction
Cellular component (GO): cytoplasm
Molecular function (GO): GTPase activator activity
Source: RefSeq, a predicted model, not a curated record
AUGCCGUUUCCACACACCAGGCUCAACCGUUUCAGACUCCGUCCUGCCCAGAGCCCGCUGGGGAGCAAGCGCGUGAAGCCAUCGUCCUCCAAGAAGAAAGCCAGAGACCCCAGCCCCACCGAGAUGAGUGUGGAGCCCUGGGCCAGCCCGCAGGACCAGGCAGCCGCUGAGCAUCCACACAGCACGCUACCCGCCCAGGACCAGGAGCAGCACCCCGACAAACUCUGCCUGGACUCCUUCUGGAGCGAGGUGGAGACCAUCCGACAGGGGAGUGGCUACACGGACCUGGACUGCAGCAGGAGAGACUCCCGACAGUCAGAAGAAGGUGAGCAGGAGGAGCAGUGGUUGGCUGACGCUGGUUUGUCCAACCUCAUCGGCGAGGACAGCGGAGAUGUGGACAAUGAGGUGUUGCUGUCCACUCUGACCCGCACGCAGGCCGAGGCCGUCCAGCGCCGACUGGACUCCUACACGCUCUCCCUCCGCAAGAGGAACAAAUCAACGCCCCGCGACGUUCGCGACAUCUUCAACUCUCAGACUCUUCUGCCUGACUCUCAGCACGGUGAAGACCCGGCCCAAGACAGCAUGGCUUCUGUUGCCAAGACACCACUCUCAGCUCUGACACCAGAGCACCGGCGAGGUGUCCCUAAAGAGGAAUUCUUCAUCACCGACGUGGCUUACUGCGAACAGGCCGUCAUCUUCCUCAAACAGGCCAAACUGCCGCAUAACAACAGCCAACGCAGGAAGGAGGACGGGACCCUGCCUCGGGUGAUCUGCCCCAAGUGCCGCCUCGGAGUGACUCGGAUCCAAGAUCUCUCCCACACCGACAUGAAGAAGGUGCGUCAGCUGGCUCACAUCGACAUGACGGCGCUGAGCGACCUCCUGGAGCUCGAGGUCAAAAGGCACAAGUCGGGCAAGAGGAAAAUCCCAGAGAGCUCUCUCUUCGGGGUGCAGUUGGCCACGCUGCUGGACAGCGAUCAGAAAGUGAAGCCCAACACCUCCACGCCUCUCUUCCUGCAGGCGAUGUUGUCGUUUCUGGAGAAGAAAGGAGUCGACUCAGAGGGGAUCCUGCGGGUACCAGGGUCUCAGUCCAGAAUCAAGCUGCUGCAGCAGAACUUGGAGGCAAACUUCUACUCGGGUCAGGUGAGCUGGGACGAAGUGAGUCCAAACGACGCCGCCGCACUGCUGAAGAAGUUCAUCCGGGAGCUGCCCGCUCCUCUGCUCACCGCCGAGUACCUCAACACCUUCAGCGGCGUCAGAGACAUCACAGAGCUGAAGCAGAAACUCCACAUGUUGAACUUGCUCAUCCUGCUGCUGCCUGAGCCCAACAGGAACACACUGAAGGCUCUCCUUGAGUUCCUCAGUAAGGUGGUUUCCAGGGAGAAGAGGAACAGGAUGAACCUUUGGGCCGUGGCAACCAUCAUGGCUCCAAACCUCUUCCUCCAUAAGGCCAUCCCCAGCCGACUGACGGAGGGGGCAGAGAAGGGACAUGCGGAGAAAGCAGCUGAUGUCAUGAGGCUGCUCAUCCGCUACCAGGACCUGCUCUGGACGAUCCCCAACUUCCUCAUGAGCCAGGUGCGUAAGCUGAACGAGAACAGUAACCGACGUUACCAGUUUUACGACCGACGCAUCAAGAACCUGCUGAGGAAGAUCCACACAGACAGCCGGGAAAAACCGGAGAAAAACACCUCAGAGCAGAGCCGUACGGUGAAGAUCCAGGUCGGGGAUCUGGUGAGCGGCACCCUGGAGUUUCAGCUCAACAUCAACUCACGAACCUCAGACCUGCUCGCCCAGUUUCAGCGCCAGUUUCACCGUCAGUUCCUCCGCAGCCCCGAAAAUGGAAAAGGCAAAAUGAGAAGAAACGGCUCGGUGGCGUAUCCGGACUGCGCCGUGUACGAAGUGGGCGGGAACAUCGGCGAGCACUGUCUGGAUGCCGACACACACCUUCAGGAUCUGUACAACCAUAACCCAGGAGGCGAGUGGGUCAUCAAGCUGAGACCCAACGCCGGCCGAGGGCUGUGACACGGAGGCCGUGGACAGACUGAAGGAUUCUGGGAACAGGUCUCUGAAGAUGACAAUAGCAAAGCGUGAGAAAAGAUCAAAUCCACGCCGCCUCCUGUUCAACCUCUGAGCAACACAGGAGAGAGAGAGACAGACAGAUGGAGGGAGGGAGAGGAAAUAGAAAAAGGGAGACUCUGCCGGGAGCAGAGCCUAAAAGCAGUCUAUGAUCAGAUGGACACACACACACACACUGCGCAUUUUCGUCUUUCCCUCCAUCUUCCUCUGCCCCCUCUCCAUCAUUUCUCUCCGGGGCUGCGGUGCCGAGAGCGAAAGAGCUGCUGACGUGACUCAUUACUUCCGACAGAGAACCUGCUGCAUAGAAGAGCGGCCGGGCAGUUUGGUUCACCAUCUUUCCUCCCGAACCGUCGUGUUCAACCAUUAGAGAGCAGAUGGGGCUGCAGAGCACCUCUGGCUACAGAGAGCCGAGUCCCUCCCCUUCUCUCAGGCCAGUCACACUGCCUGUUUUUCAUUCCGGAGCCUUUAAACAAAAAAGGAAACAUGAUUCCUUUGUUUUCUGUCCAUUUUCUACGCUAAAUAAAAUUGCUGCACUUUUUGUUGUUUUUCUAGAAGAGAAAACCCCAUUAUUUAAAGUGUGACGUCUGUAUUGACUUUAAAGCAGAAGCUGACAACACAAGAUCAGAACACACACCCAGAGAGAGAGCUGAGAUCUUUAUUCAGAUGUCGAAAGAAAAGGCCUUUGUGUCAUUUUCACUUUAGAUAUAUGACAAUAACAAGUCUUUAAUGGUAUCAGCUGUUAUCUAAGCAUUUUCUCCUGCACAUGUACUUAUUAUACAGAGUUGGAUAGAAACUCGCUCACACAAACACAUGACGUUCCCUAAAAUCCACCAAACCAGGCUCCUCGAUUCAGAAGCCACAAAAGUUGAAACCCCGGACCGCUAUUUUUUAAAGUCUAUCAUUAACAAUUAUAGAGGAAUAAAAUAAUAAAAAGGAUGCACAUUGAGCUAUAGUGAGGUAAAGGUCAACAAGAAAUCUUCCUCAUACUUUAUUCCCUAAAUUCUGGACAAAAAUCAUAUUAAUGCAUCUUGGUGUCACAUUAUUAUUUCCCCCUGGCCAUACACACCCCCUCAGUUUGAGAACCACUGCCCUGUGUUGAUUACAAAAAUCAGUUUACCUGUUUAUAUGUCUUAAACACACUGCCGAUGAACAGAUGCUCAUUUAGCUCAGAAUAUGGACAGAAAACCCUUUUUUCCUAUUUAAGAAACAUUUAUAGUAAUAAUAAAAAUGGCCACCAGAUAAGAUUCAUUGAAAAGCGCGAGGAACAGAAGCCAAACUGGAAAUGAUGCUGGGACGUCAGCUCUUUGUAAACACACAGUUACAGAUCAAUCGACUAAUAAACCGCUUGAUCUGUAUCACUCUCUCUCUCCCUCUCUCUCCCUCUCUCCUGCCGUCACUUUGACCACAAAUGAAACAAAGAGCGAGGAUCCUCUGCGUCGGCUCCUUUUCUUCCCUCUCUGCCAUUCAAAGCGGGAGAGAGACCCCGGUGAACUGAUACCCCCCCCCUUUUAUCUGUGAAACCCCUGAAAUCUCCUGGGCCUUAUAAAAAUCCACGGACUUCCAAGGACCCUUGACAUGAACAGAUCUGAGCUCAAAGAGACGAUCUCUCUUUUUUUCCCUUCUUUGAUACCGGGGGGAUUUGGUGUCACAACCUCAAGGACAACGAUUGCACGUCUUUAAAAAAAAAAAAAAGGGAGUUGUUAAGGACUCACCGUGAAGCUGGUCUUCAGUUAAACUCAUGAAUGGAGCCGAAAGUGCUGAAGUGACUCCUGGGGUGGACUGGGAUUAUUGUUAUUGUUAUUUAUAUGAAUGUAAAACCGUUGUUGCUUCCGUAUCUGAUGAGUAUUCGGUAGACUAGACAGAUUUUCGGAUAACGCUGCUCUCAGUGUUGUGUUAAGUCGCCCAUACCCAGUGUGGGAAUUUGCAGUGUUGUUGUACAUAUUUUUUUUUAACGGACCUCUUUAAAUCUGUUUCUCCUGAACAGAACAGUGAGAUGAAUUUCUUUGUGUAAAUAUUUCUCAGUCCUGCUGGAAUCUGUGCAGCAGGACGGUUUGAUGUGAUCGCGUAGCUUCUCGAAGCCAUUAAGUUAUUCCACAUACACACACACACACACAAAGCAGCAAAUGAAUGUGUUUAACAUUUUGUACCCGACCUCACACGCCUAUCGUUCGCUCCUCGCAACCGGAGCCAUGUUGUCGCCGCGCGGCCAUUUUGUGGAAGCGUCUCGAACACUGCACUCGAUAGACAGAGUAAUGACAGCCGGCCCCGGCACCGACAUCCAUCAACACCCCUCCGCUCCAUCUCUGUCACCGCCCUAAUAAUGGCCCAUAAUGGCAGCACAGCGCCUGCAUCAGAAAGGCGGCGGAGGAAUCACAUUUCCUUGAUAAAGGAGGGGGUUAAUAAAUGGCUGUUAUAAAUUCUGAUGGCCUGGACCUGGCGACAGCAGCAGGAGCGUGUGCGUAUGUGUUGUGUGUGUGUGUGUUUAUGUGCAUACAUGUGUGUGACGAGCUUCAUUACACAAGUCCAAUUGGCCCAUCCCAGGGUCCCGGGCACAGUUCAGUGCCUCGGCACAAAGCGAGCUGAUGAAACUGCCUUCUGCUGACAAUCAGGAGAACUAGGUCACCUCUGAAGCAGCUUCCCAGAGGGCGAGCGGAGUGUGAGUCCACACACCCCCGAGCAGCGGAGCACAUGGACGCAUAUUGUCCAAACACACAUGACACACACACACACGGACAAAAUAAGGGGGCAAAAGUUCACACACACACAACACCCGUUUCCUGUUGACUCUGUCUGUGUUUGUAAAUAUGUGAAUGUUUGUGUGUGUGUGUGAGAGAGAAGGAGAAGUUUAGCUGUAGAUCUCUGGAACUGUUUAAGAUCACUCAACACUAAAUGAUGGACAGUGAUGUGGACACUAAUCAUCAAAAUGUGGCUGUGCUGUCACUGUGGUUGAAGAUUUUAGUCUUCAGACAUCAGAAUGUAUAUUUAUGCCCUUUACACCUGUCAUUGUUUUUUAAUACGUAUGUGAAAACA